Dovyalis caffra is the source of this 487-nucleotide messenger RNA. Lineage: Eukaryota; Viridiplantae; Streptophyta; Magnoliopsida; Malpighiales; Salicaceae. The record is from the annotation of a GenBank genome assembly.
GUAUUGGCUAUAUGCUGCUGUCAAACUUAGAUGCUUGCUAGUGACAAAUGAUGAAAUGCGAGAUCACAUUUUCGAACUACUAGGAAGUGACUUCUUUAUCAAGUGGAAAGAAAGACAUCAAGUUCGAUAUACUUUUGUCAAAGGGAACCUGGAACUUCAAAUGCCGCCUUUGUUUUCAAUAGUUAUCCAGGAAUCAGAAAAAGGAUCAUGGCAUGUGCCUGUAGCGGGUAAUAAUGAUUCUCUGCAAAACUGGCUGUGCAUUUCCAGGCCAAGAGCUUGUGAUGCUCUUGAAGAAGAUUCGUGCAUGGAAGAGUCAAAAGACAGUAAUGAUAUUUGCUGCAAUAGUAAAUUACUGAGCUUUGACAGACCAGAAAGUCUUACAAGUUGCAAAAAUAAACUCCAAAGCCAAGCUUCUUUUCAGGAAUCUGAUAAUAAAAUCACAGCUCUGACGAGCAAAAGGAAAGAGAGGUCCCCAUCUCCUUCCUAG